CGGUCGCACUCUCUUCCUGUUUUGGUGGCUGUGUGUGGUGCGCUGCUGUGAGGAUGGUGAAGAGGAUGAAGACGGUGGUGGUGGUGGUGGUGAUGAUGAUGAUGAUGAUGAUGAGGGUGAUGAAGACGGCGCACACCUAGUCCCGCUCUCCUCCUCCUCCCCCGGGCUGAGCGCUGACGAUGGCGGGCGGGCUGACGGUGCUGAUGUCGGUCCGUGUGCGGGCGGCGCUGAGCUCCGGGGCCGCGGCGGGGUCGGAGACGCUGCGGCUGCAGCUCAGCAUGAACCCCGAGCGGCCUGGAGAGUUCAGCCUCAGCCUCAGAGACACCUCCAACGGCGGCGGCCGCGUCAGGUCUCUAGCGGAGUUUGAUCUGCGCACUGUGAAGUAUGAUAUCAAGUCGCCUCGCUGUCAUGAGUUGGUUGUGACCAAGCCGCCACACGACACCUUCAGCUUCACCUUCCGCAGCGAGCAGGAGGCUCAGGAAUGGGCCACCAUCAUGCUGUCUUCGCUGAGAGAAGCUCAGAGAGUUGCCAGUAUUGCCUCUCAUCCCACUGACGAAGAACUACACUAUCUGAAGCCCAUAGAAAACAAUGCAACCUUGUCAUUAUCAGCUAAAGAGGAGCUGUGUGCUGACCUGGCCAGAGCCAUAGAAGCUGGAGAUGCACAGACAGCAGUGCAGCACGCUACAACGCUGGCCCACCACCAGAUAUCACUCACUAUACAGCCGGCUCUAAAGAACUUCGAAGACGGGGAGAUCAGCUUAGCCGUCGCAGUGGAAGAUGCCACAUCGUCUUGUUGUGUCACGGUAAAAGUCGUUCCCCAUAUGACUGUGGGCUCCCUCAAGCAGCAGAUGUUCGCAGAAUACGGCUUCCAUCCUCGAGUGCAGCGCUGGGUUAUAGGUCAGUGUUUGUGCUCCGACCAGCGCUCGCUGGGUUCGUAUGGCGUGUGCCGGGAUGGAGACACGGCUUUCCUCUACCUCCUCUCCGCACGGCACGCCCGCCUCAGCCGACAGCAGUGUCAGCAGGACCAAGAGAGCGCCCUCCUGUCACCUGCGCCAAAACCAGCACCGGCACCAGCACCGAAUGCAGCAGGAGGCAGCGGCCCGGCCAGCCAUGACUGGAGGGGCUAUAGCACACUGCCCCCCAGACUCCAUCACUCCAGUACAGGCAGCAGUGGUGGCGGAACAGAAAAACACAGCGUCAGUGAGAUCAUGAACCUGGAGAUGCUGCAGCUGGGUGGCCCCAACAUGAGACAGAAUACGACGGGUUGGUCAUGCCCUUCCUGCACCUUCAUAAACAAGUCCACGAGGCCAGGCUGUGAAAUCUGCAGUACGGAAAGACCCGACGCACAGCUCAGCAGCUCUCAGCCGGUGACGCUUCAUUUAUAAGAGUCCACCAAAUUGCACUGUGAUCAAAGUAUGUACUGUAUGUAUGAUGAGCUGAAGUGUUUCAGGAAAAAGGAAGCAAAUAUGAACGAGGAAACUGAAUACACGACAAACCACCAAUGUGAGUGCAGAAAAAGACUGACGGACCUUUCGUGCACACACAUCCAGCUGGUAAAGAACACAGUGCACUAGAUUUACUCGAUGUGCCGAGUGAACAGAGGAAAAACAGCCUACCUGGACUGUAUUAAGGACUGCAUCAUGGAUGUUCUGUUGCAUGCAGCGUGCCAUGUUCUCUUCCUCAAACCACUAUUCCUCAAAGACGUUUCCGGUCACUUUGUGAUGAGCCUGCUGCAGACGGAGGGAACGAGCAAGAAACAUGCAAACGUUGGGCAGCUCACAUGGUGGUUUAGGUCUGGAAGCCCAUUCCGGUCAUGUGGAGUUGGGGGAAAAUGCAGCUGAGGUUUUUUUUUUCCCCCCUUUUCUUUGUUUCUGGCCCAAAUUUUGACUUAGUAUUUCAUUAUAGACUUUUUUUAUUUUUAAAUAAUGACUUUUCUCAAAAAUAUUGAUUUACUUUGUUGAAAUAAUGACUUCUCAAAUUAUUGAUUCACUAUGUCAAAAUAAUGGCUUACUGUCUCAAAUGUUUGACAUGGGCUAUGAUCACGUUACAAGCCUCAUUGCACAAUUAAGAUUUUUGGCUCAGAUCUGAUCUUUUUUAACCUGAUUAUUCACAUUGGUGUAAGUAUGUGACUCAGAUCUGUCAUUAAUGUGUCCUGAAACAACCCAUAUGUGCACAUCCUAAAGAAUAAAAGCUCUCAGCCGUUCAUUGUUAUCACUUCAGGUUAGGUGCUGCUUCUGCAUUAAUACUGCAUGAUGGUGCAUGCGCAGUGUAAAAUAAAAAAACAGGAAUUGCGAUUUGACCGUUCUCAUAGAGGACGCAUGGCUUCAAACCGGAUAGGCAUCCGAUCUAGGACCACAUCCAAUCUAGGACCACAUAGGUUCUUGUUUGAAAAGAUCAGAUUUGUAUGUCCACACAGCUCUGAAAACAUCAGAUCUGUGUCAAGUUAAAGCAGAAAACUGGAUUUGAGCUGCUUCAGCCUGAUGCGUACGCAGCCUUAAUAUCUCACAAUAAUGACUUAUUUACUCAGAAUUGUAACUUGGUAUCUUAUAAUAAUGCCCAAUAUUCUUAAUGUGACUCACCAUAAUGGCUUAUUGUCUUAAAAUCUGACUUAGUAUCUUCAUGAAAUUAAUAUUUUUUUAUUAAAUUUCUCCAGAAUUUAAUAUAGCAAAUCCAAAUUUGGGCUUUGCUGAACAUAUUGGCAAAAAAAAAAAAAGUCAUAAGACAUAAGUCAAAAUUUAGAGAAGUCAUUUUAUUUCAGAACGCUCAGUCAAAAUUUUGGUUUCAACACUGACUAUAGCCAAAUGGCCAAGGCUGCAAAUCAUCAGAACAGUUGAAUCUUCACACAUUCACAAAUAUGCACCAUUAGUGACAAACCACUAAUUUUCACUCUCAGGAUUCAUUCGAAUCGAGUCGGAGAUGAAACUAAUUGCAUCCAGUCAGAUUUUGUUGGGAAUCACCACUUGUAACCACGUGACGGCGGCCUCCUUAUUUCUAUAGGGUUUUUGAUGAAUAUUUCUAAUGACUAAGCACUUGUUUUUGGUACUGAAGCAAGUUUGUUAGUUGUAUAUUCCAUAUAAAUGAAAAACAUGUUUCCAUAAUUCUGGCCACACAUUCUCCCAAAAUUUUGACAUCAAGAUCCACUGGCUGGGUGGUCUGAGUGACCACUGCAGUUAUGUUAUAUCCAUCUACCUGUGAACGCUGCUGCUAGAAACAGGAGGAAAAAAUAACAUGUGGGGCUUUUAUUUUUUCUCUCCUCUUCAUGGCAGGAAUGGGCUUCUAUUCUUUGGAGUACAAAGUCUCCACAAGCAACUCAGCAAUUUUAACCUCUUUUAAACAACAGCUACAGUGUCCUCUCCUCAAGUGUAAAUACUCGCUCUGAGUCUGUGAAGAUCUUCACAUGCAGACUGAGGUCAAAGCCUUGUUCCGGUGAUUUUCUCUCAUUUUAUUACGUGAAUCACACUAAGGUUUUUGUAGGGUUUGUCGACGUUGGGAUUGAUAAUGCAAGCUAAAAAGAAAAUUUCCGAUCAGUUUUUUUCUGCUGCAUGCAAGUCCUUUCCAAAAUUACUUGUACAGUGGGCAUGCAAAAGUUUUGACGUCCCUGGUCAUAUGACAUGGUUUGUUGUUUUUCUAAGUAAAGAUAAGUUACACAUCCUCUACAAAGAGCAGACUCUUCUGCAUAUUUGGGUACAGUUAUUGUUUAUUUGCUGAAUUUGACACACAUACACACACAUCUUCUAAGCCGCUUAUCCUUCUGGGUCACGGGAGGAGCUGGAGCCCAAUCCAGCAGCCUUUGGGUGGAAGACAGGAUACACCCUGGACAGGUCACCAGUCCCUCACAGGGCAGACACACACACACACACACACACACAUUCUCACACAUGGGGGCAGUUUAGCAUGUCCAGUUGGCCUGACUGCAUGUCUUUGGACUGUGUGAGGAAACCCACAUAGACACGGGGAGAACAUGCACACAGAACUCCACACAGAAAGGACCCUGGAUGCCCAGCCAGAGAGUCGUACUCAGGCCCUCUUUGCUGUGAGGCAACAGCGCUACCCACUGCGCCAACGUGCCGCCUGAAUUUAACACAGUGGGGGGAGAAAAAACAUCAAAUGUGGCCUUUUGCAAAAGUUAUGGCACAUUUUUAAAUGGCAUUUUUCCAAUAUGUUAAACUCAGCAAAUAAGUAAAAAAAGUGCACUUAAAUUUGCAGAAAAUGUGAAAUUUAAAAUGUGUCCGAAAAUCAACAUGUAAUUUCACUGCGGUUGUUUACGACUGUAAACAUGUUCUACUGAAAAGCUACUUUUACCCAAAGAGCAACAGCUUUGCCGACAUUCAUGAUUCUCUUCUGAUGAGAUCCUGCUAAAAUCUUACUGUGCUGUUUUUGAAAAUGUACUGUCUGGUGAUCUCUUUGUUUUCUAUUUUAAUCAUGAGGUGAAAGAUAAUUUACAAAUAUUCAGAUACUUGAUAUCGUUACUUGACCUCAGUCUGCCCUCAUGCCAGUUCCUUGUUGUUCCUCUUGUUAAGAAUCAUCGUAGUGGGGCGGAAGAGCCGUAUGUAGCAGCUUGGUAAAAUACCCUUCACCGAGACCUUGUAAGCAGCCACAACCGGCACGACCUCGCUGAAUAUACAACACACUGAGAAAUCGGAGUCUGACCAGUCACACAGUGGCUCUUAUUUUAACGUUUGACUCGAGUUUCUGACUGCAAAUAAUACAUUUACGGUAAUAAAUGACAUUGUGUUAGUUUUAGGGACAGUAGAUUUGAUUCACCCUGGAGACAUGUAGCCGUCAUUACCACAUUCUGGGUGUGUUGAUUUUGCCAUAACUUUUCAUCUGCCAGACAGAAACAGGGUAAUUUGUAGGUUCUUUUAUUUUUAUAUUAUUAUUUAAUAGAAGGUGAGGUAAAUUUGACUGGAUUUGAACGGACGCCUUUAUACAGAUGGAUUUCUUGUUCAUACCUGUUGAAAACAUAACAUUUAACAAAUUCAAUAAAUGCAAACUAUUCAUUUUU
Messenger RNA from Pygocentrus nattereri (red-bellied piranha), 5005 nucleotides. RefSeq names its product SHANK-associated RH domain interacting protein (gene sharpin). NCBI's taxonomy places the organism in Eukaryota, Metazoa, Chordata, Actinopteri, Characiformes, Serrasalmidae. Gene Ontology annotation, cellular component: LUBAC complex. The transcript has 8 exons. Bases 180 to 1385 code for a protein of 401 amino acids. Gene Ontology annotation, molecular function: ubiquitin-protein transferase activity; ubiquitin binding. Gene Ontology annotation, biological process: protein linear polyubiquitination; proteasome-mediated ubiquitin-dependent protein catabolic process; positive regulation of canonical NF-kappaB signal transduction. The record is from RefSeq and is a predicted model, not a curated record.